AACAGAGCCUAGUGGUGCAUUCUUUUGAAAAACAAACCUUAUCCUCUCAAACACCACAUAUCUCCUCAACGCUCCCCAAAACGACCUUUCCCUCAUUUCUCUCAUUGCCAAGAAAGCAUGGCAACCCUUCACUUCACGACCACACAUCCUUCCCUUACUCUCACAAAACCCACAAACCACCACCCUGCUCUCCCCCCGAACCUCCUUGCGUGGCCAGCCUCGCGGCGGCGGUGGCCCUCACUAACCACCGUCCACUCUCACAAAGUGGUAAUUGAACACGAGGGUCGAACCACUGAGCUAGAGGUCGAACCCGAUGAGACAAUUCUGUCCAAGGCAUUGGACUCAGGCCUGUUUGUGCCACAUGACUGCAAGCUCGGUGUGUGCAUGACUUGCCCGGCUAAGCUUUUGAAUGGCACGGUAGAUCAGAGCGAAGGCAUGCUCAGUGACGAUGUUGUGGAGCGCGAUGUUGUGGAGCGCGGGUACGCUCUGCUGUGCGUGUCGUACCCGCAAUCAGAUUGUCAGAUUAGGACGAUACCUGAGGAAGAGCUACUGUCAUUGCAACUGGCUACUGCCAAUGACUGAGUUGUGUGUAUGUUAGUGUAUGUUCUUGUACAAGUCUUCAAUUUGACAAUAAAGAUAAUCUAGUUAUUUGUUGAGCAGAGUAAA
Molecule: messenger RNA, 666 nt
Organism: Camellia sinensis
Lineage: Eukaryota; Viridiplantae; Streptophyta; Magnoliopsida; Ericales; Theaceae
Source: RefSeq, a predicted model, not a curated record